This is a messenger RNA of Trypanosoma cruzi, 358 nucleotides long. RefSeq lists its product as uncharacterized. The record is from RefSeq and is a predicted model, not a curated record. The transcript has a single exon. Lineage: Eukaryota; Euglenozoa; Kinetoplastea; Trypanosomatida; Trypanosomatidae. The annotation marks the transcript as partial.
UGUGUCCAUUGUGAAACAGGGCGGGUAUGUUAGUCCUGUUGACGCCGCUGGAGUACUUGCUAGCUUCGCUGCUGUACAGGAAAGAAGCGAUGAGCUUGUUCACAUCUGCACGCAGCUAUUGGCCGCCCACUGCGAUGCUCUUGACGGGGCAACCUUGGUGCAGACUCUUUGGGCCUGCACUGUGCUCAACGUGCGGAAUGAAGCCCAGCAGUCCCUGAUGGAGUACGCCAAGGGCGAUGCGUCAAGGAUCCCCAGCGAGGAAGCAGCAGCGAGGCAGUCGAGGCAGGCUCUUGAGCGUCUUCAAUACGUAAAGAAGGCCUAUGGCUUGGCAGGGCCGCAGCCGCAGGGAUCUUUGUAA